Messenger RNA from Manihot esculenta (cassava), 3421 nucleotides. Its product is annotated as glutamate receptor 3.7. Lineage: Eukaryota; Viridiplantae; Streptophyta; Magnoliopsida; Malpighiales; Euphorbiaceae. Gene Ontology annotation, molecular function: glutamate-gated receptor activity; G protein-coupled receptor activity. Gene Ontology annotation, cellular component: plasma membrane. Gene Ontology annotation, biological process: G protein-coupled receptor signaling pathway. The record is from RefSeq and is a predicted model, not a curated record. The coding region runs from base 522 to 3257 and encodes 911 amino acids. The transcript is spliced from 6 exons.
CAUGCAAUUAUGAAAGCCAAGUUGCCUCUUCUACUGUUUCUCCCUCCUUUUCCCUUGGACACCAAAGCUAUUUCUUUGCCAAUUCCAAUCUUUUCCAUAUCAAAACGUGAUUACCAUUUUAAAUUCUUUUAAUAUUUUUCUCGCCUUUUUUCAUGAUCCCCACAAGGUUGAAUUCAGCCUUACGAGUUUAUUUCUCUCUUUCUUAUGGAAUUUAGGGCCCAAUUACCUAACCCUUUUGGAUCUUUUUCAUGUUUUCCCCUGUACUUGUUUCUGACCUUGCCCAUAUUUCUCAGUUUCUUUGGAAAACUUGGCCACCAGAGUGGGUAAGGGCACUUCAUGGGUCACCAAACAGAGUAACAGACCCUCUUUUCAUAAUGAUUGUUUAUGGAUUCUUGAACACCUCAUCUUAAUAUUCUUGAAUUUUCUCCUUUGAGUUUCCAAUUGUUUUUAUAUUUUCUGUUGGGUAUUGCUUAGUUAUGGAUUUAUAGUCCCACUUUUGCAAAACCAAAGCUUUAGGGACAAUGGCUAAGGCUUUAUUUUUGUUUAUUUUCAUAUGGGUACUUCUUAUUGCUUUUGUUUGCUGCCAAAGGCCUAAAUUUGUCAAUAUAGGUGCAGUUUUUACUUAUGAUUCGGUUAUUGGUAGAGCUGCAAAGCCAGCAAUAGAAGCUGCAGUGUAUGAUAUUAAUAGGGAUACAAGAAUUCUCAAUGGGACAGAGGUGAGGCUGUUCAUGAAAGAUGCACAGUGUAAUGUCUUCGUGGGUUCUGUUGGAGCUUUUCAGGUACUUGAGGAACAGGUGGUGGCAAUAAUUGGUCCACAGUCUUCUGGAAUAGCUCAUAUGAUUGCCGAAAUUGCAAACGGUCUACAAGUGCCCCAGGUUUCAUAUGCUGCUACUGAUCCGACUCUAUCUGCCCUUCAAUUCCCCUUUUUUGUGCGAACUACACAAAGUGACUCAUAUCAGAUGACUGCCAUGGCUGAUUUGAUUGGUUUUUAUGGUUGGAAAGAGAUCAUUGCGAUAUAUGUGGAUGAUGAUUCUGGGAGGAACGGGGUAGCUGCUUUGGAUGAUCAACUUGAAAAGCAAAUGGCAAAAAUAUAUAAAUUGAGGUUGUCUAUAAAUUUCGAUGAUACUGAGAUAAUGGAUUUGCUUAAGCAAUCCAAACUGCUUGGUCCUCGUGUUUAUGUUGUUCAUCUUAAUCCAGACCCCAGAUUGAGAUUCUUUAGUGUUGCCCAAAAACUUCAAAUGAUGAAUGACAAUUAUGUUUGGCUGGCUACAGAUUGGCUCUCAACUACAAUAGAUUCAUUCUCUCAGAUAAAUCAAACUUCACUCAGUGCUCUUCAAGGAGUAGUUGGGCUUCGUCAACAUAUUCCAGAGUCCAGCAAGAAGAAAGCUUUCCUGUCUCGAUGGAGAGUAACGCAGGAGAAAGGUUCAGCAAGUUCUGAGAUGAAUAGCUAUGGACUUCAGGCCUAUGAUACAGUUUGGACAGUUGCUUAUGCAAUUGAUAGGUUCAUUGAUGAAUUCAAGAAUAUUACCUUUUCUUCCAAUGACAAGCUAAAUGACAUGAAAACAUCUGACUUACAGCUCGGCAAACUCAAAAUUUUUAGUAAUGGAAGUAGUCUACUUAACAAAAUAUUGCAGAUGAACUUCACUGGUUUAAGUGGUCAUAUUCAAUUUAAUGAAGACCGGAACAUUGAAAGUGGUGGUUAUGAUGUCAUUAAUAUUGCGCAUAUGUCCAUCAACAUUGUUGGUUAUUGGUCUAACAUCUCAGGUUUCUCAAUUUUACCCCCCGAUACUCGCCAAGGGAAACAAACUAACUAUUCUCGUGUGGAUCAGAAGCUUCAAAAGAUUACUUGGCCUGGUGGAAAGACUGAAAGGCCACGUGGUUGGGUAAUUGCUGACAAUGAAAGACCAUUGGUAAUCGGAGUGCCAUAUAGAGCUAGUUUUGUUGAUUUUGUUACCGAAGUAAACAAGAGCCACAAAAUUGAAGGAUAUUGUAUAGACGUGUUCCUUGAAGCAAGAAAACUAGUCCCCUAUGAUGUACCUUACAGGUUUGAGCCUUUUGGGGAUGGUCGAUUCAAUCCCAAUUAUAAUGAGCUCACACAGAUGGUGGCAGAAGAUGUGUUUGAUGCAGCUGUUGGAGACAUUGCGAUUGUAACAAAUCGGACAAAAAUAGUGGAUUUUUCUCAGCCUUAUGCUGCUACUGGUCUUGUCAUUGUGGCUCCAGUCAGGAAUUCAAAAUCAAGUGCUUGGGUAUUUCUUAAACCAUUCACAGUGGAAAUGUGGUGUGUCACAGCAGCAUCUUUUGUGAUGAUUGCAGUGGUUAUUUGGAUUCUUGAACAUCGAGUCAAUGAUGAAUUUAGGGGUCCUCCUAGAAGGCAGAUUGUAACAAUGUUCAUGUUCAGCUUCUCAACACUAUUCAAGACAAAUCAGGAAACUACAGUAAGUCCACUUGGACGCAUGGUGAUGGUAGUAUGGCUUUUUAUAUUGAUGGUGAUAUCUGCAAGCUAUACAGCAAGUUUGACUUCUAUUCUUACUGUUCAGCAGCUUUCAUCACCCAUUACUGGUAUUGACAGCUUGAUUGCAAGUAAUUGGCCUAUUGGAUACCAAAGCGGGACAUUUUCCUAUGACUACCUAACUGAAAGUCUUUAUAUACCUCCUUCUAGACUUGUUCCUCUUCGGACCCCAGAGGAGUAUGAAAAAGCGUUGAGGCUAGGCCCGAAUAAUGGAGGGGUGGCGGCAAUAGUAGAUGAGCUUCCAUAUGUAGAGGUUUUCCUCACAAACCAAAGUGAUUUUGGGAUCAUUGGACAACCUUUUACCAAGGCUGGAUGGGGAUUUGCUUUUCGAAGAGAAUCUCCACUUGCUGUUGACAUGUCUACUGCAAUUCUAAAACUUUCUGAGACUGGUGAGCUUCAGAGGAUCCACAAGAGGUGGUUCUGUAAGAAGGGCUGUGCUGGAGACAAAAGAAGAAAUUCUGAGCCUAACCAGCUACAUUUGAUCAGUUUCUGGGGUCUAUAUCUUCUAUGUGGUGUCAUCACUAGUUUAGCCCUUCUACUAUUUCUACUAAGAGUUGUUCGCCAAUUUGUGCGCUAUAAACGCAGGCAAAUGCAAGUGGCUUCACCAUCAGUAAUUUCAUCAGCCACUCACUGCUCUCAAGUCAUUUUUCACUUUUUUGACUUCAUUGAUGAGAAAGAAGAAGCCAUCAAGAAGAUGUUCACUCCGUGUGAGAAUCCUACUUCCCAGAUGAGCUUGGGAAGAUCAUAAGACUCCUCCAAAGAAAUCAAAGGAUCUGCUACUGCUAAUGAUGUAAACUGAAGGAUUUGGCGUUGAAUAGAUUCCUGUUCUUGUGUGUAUACUCAUUGUAUCCAGCAAUUAUAGAGAACUCUGUAACGUAAUAUUUUCGUGAAAUUACAUUAAAUUUUCGUAAA